AUGGCGAACCGCGUCGGCGAGUCGUCGUCCUCGUCGUCGAGCGCCAGCGGCGCCGGGAAGGACUCGGGCAGCUUCGAGUGCAACAUCUGCCUCGAGCUGGCCCAGGACCCCGUGGUGACCCUGUGCGGCCACCUCUUCUGCUGGCCGUGCCUCUACGAGUGGCUCCACGUCCACGCGCACUUCCCCGAGUGCCCCGUUUGCAAGGCCAAUGUCGAGGAGGACAGGCUCGUCCCCAUCUACGGCCGUGGCAAGACCUCCGCCGAACCGCGGCCGAGCUCGUCUGAGGGGCCGCAGAUCCCGAGCAGACCGUCCGGGCAGCGGCGCGCCACUGCUCCGCCGCCUGAUCACCGUGACCAUUACCCGCACCCGAACCAAAACCCGUGGUUCCCUGGUGCAGGCGCCAUGGCCGGCGGUCGGUGGGGGAAUUACACAUUCUCCGCCGCGAUCGGGGGGCUGUUCCCUCUGCUGAACUUCCAGGUGCACGGGUUCCCGCCGGCGUAUGGACCCGCUGCCGGGAUUCCUUACGGGUACGGGCAUGACUUCCAUGGGUGGCACGGGCAUGGCUUCCCGCCCCAGGCGCCGCAGGGCCAGCAGGUCGAUGUCUACUUGAAGAUGCUGCUGGUCCUCGUCGGUGUGCUUGUCAUCGCUAGCUUAAUUGCAUUUUAG
Molecule: messenger RNA, 666 nt
Organism: Triticum turgidum subsp. durum (durum wheat)
Lineage: Eukaryota; Viridiplantae; Streptophyta; Magnoliopsida; Poales; Poaceae
Source: the annotation of a GenBank genome assembly